This is a messenger RNA of Schizosaccharomyces japonicus yFS275, 1900 nucleotides long. Its product is annotated as DNA replication protein Cdc24. NCBI's taxonomy places the organism in Eukaryota, Fungi, Ascomycota, Schizosaccharomycetes, Schizosaccharomycetales, Schizosaccharomycetaceae. The transcript is spliced from 7 exons. The record is from RefSeq and is a predicted model, not a curated record. The coding region runs from base 137 to 1687 and encodes 516 amino acids.
GGUUAACGUUUUGUUAUUUUUUACUAUGUAGAUUUUUCAAUACUCCAUACUGCAAAUACUCUGCCCUGAUAAUUGUGCACAAUAAAAGAAGAAACCAUUGCUUGGUUUCUUUUCUUUUGUAACAAAGUGCUUUACUAUGAAUAUCGAAGCUGUGUUAAACGAUGUAACUACUGAAUUAAAACCAUUAACAAGUACUCUUCCAUUUAAUGAAAAACAACUGGAGAAUAUAAUCGUAACAGAACUUGUAAAUAUUACAGAAUCAUUUUCUUGGGGUAUUUCUCGAGCGGUUCUACUGACGGAACUUGAACAAAAACUAUUGAAUAAUUAUUUACUGAAUAACGGAUUUUCAAGUUUCAUUUCCACUGAUAGAGAUCCAUUCCAUUAUGUCAUUAAAGCACUAUGCUAUAAAAUAGAAUUUGGUGAUUUUUCCAAAUUAUAUCUGAAAGACAUGCAGUCUUCAACGGAAGGUCGAUUGACAGUUCACUCCAAUUUCUUUCUUUAUUUUCAUCCUCCUUAUGAUAUCUUAAUUGAUUCCCAAGUGCGUUUUACGAAUGCUCCACUUUACCCAAUAUGCUCCAUUCACGAGAGCAGUAUACUUAAUUUCCUUCCGACACAAUUGUUUAUACCGAUAAUGAACACUACUAUGUUCCAGGAAUGGUUGGAGAAAACAAAAGACCUAAAUGAAUUAGAGUAUACUGUCUUUUUAAUCACUGACAUUUACCAUGAAGAUGUAAAUCAACCAUCUGGAGGUUCGAGGGUUUGUCUGAAAGAAUUGCAUGGUAGGAAUCUACAGGAAUUGUUAAAUACUCGAAACGCAUCGGACUAUGUCACUUUGACAUUUCGUCGCGCCUUUCGAGACUACGUGCGUCUUUUGAACAUUGGCGAAUUGCUUGUUAUUCCUAAUUGGAAAACCGUAUGGGAACAAACGACUGAGUGGUUUUCGGGAAUGGUGGCUUUUGUUGUUGAACAGCCAGAAACCAAACUGAAAGAAAAUGCAAGUUAUGUAUGGGUUUCUGGUCGAGUGACGAAAAUUACAAGAACAAGCAUGUUCCUUGAUAGUCUUUCAUCCUCAAAAAAGAGGGUAAUGAUCCAAUAUCCAGCUACCAACAAUUUGGGUAUCCACAGUUGUCAGCGGGGGGAUCUUGUCUUUUUUAAUAAUCUUAUAUUGGAAGAGAACAGCAUGGAAGUUACAAGCGAGAGCUCUCUUAAAAUAGUCUCAAACUUCCAUGCGCCGCUAGUCUCAUCUUGCUUAAGAAACCCUAUACCAAAUCAAAAACGCUUAUCAAUGGGUGAUUCUGGACAUGUUCGUGUUCGGUUUGUUGAUGUUGCCUUACAAAAAUUAGUUUCGCUUCACACAGACUGUUCUCAACCCCUGGCAAAGACUGAGAAAACAAGUGUGUGUAAUGUUUGUCAAAAAGAUGUAGCGGAUGAAGAAAUUAUAAGAAAACCUAUCUUUUUGUGUACUUUAUUAACCGAAAGUGAAUUUGAGUUUUCAGCGCUUGCGAGAAUUGGUUUGCUUGAAACUCUUUUUUCAGAGUUGCGUUAUUUAGAGGCACCCUAUACUGAAGAUGCGAAAGAAGCAUUUCGGUCAUUAAAGGAUCAUGUCACAUUUACCGAAUUCCGCAAUGCUGAUAUUUACGUAAACCCAUUAGGUGAGGUUCAGCUUCAGAAAGUUGAAAUUGUGUAAGGACUUACUACGGAAUGUGACAUACGUAUUCAUAAAUCCCGUGGUUUUGUUUUUCUUUUUAAUAGAAAGCUCCACUUUUCUGUAUGCAAUUUCAUUCACAUUGUUAAAACUGGCGCUUUUAAACUUAAUUCGGAAAAAUAGACAUGGCCCUAAGGCAAAACAGAAGUCGUAUGAAGAUGCUAAGGAGCUAGUAAAUAGCAUUACCACGGUGAA